AUGGAUCGGUACCAGAGGGCGGAGAAGCCUAGGGAGGAGACUCCCAUUAUGGAAAAUGAGAUUCGGGUCACGUCCCAGGGGAGAAUGCGCAACUACAUGUCUUAUGCCUCCAUCCUUCUCCAGGUACUGCUUCCAAAUUAAUUUCUGUGCUUAAAUGGGAAUGCUGGAAUUGGCGUGUGGUCUUGCCGUAAUCUUGAGACAAUAAUUCGUAAUGACCUGAGGUGACAGUAAUUAUUUUGCAAGACGGUUUUGGUUAUUUUUAUGUGACGCAUUGAAAUUUAGCUGUCUGCUUUGUUAAAUCUGUUUUAAGGGAAGAGUAGAUCACAUAGAAAAUAAUAGUAGAUGUGAACUGUUGUCAGUGUGCAAUGUUUGAUGGCUUCAGUUUAAAUACCGAAGAACAUUUGAUCAUGCUUCGGAAAUCGUGGUCAAAACACGUCAUUAUCUUUGCCGUGUCAUUAGUUCUUCAUGAUCCCAGAGCAGUAAUAGUACUGAAUCGUUAAUAAUGAGAGGGAGAAAAUCAUUGAACUGGCAUAAACGUUUGGAAACAAUGAACAUUCAACUAUGCUGAACGCUGACAGAAAAAUGAGUAUCCAAUGAGUAUUUCCCUUGUGAAGCCAUUCUUUGGCUUUUGAUAUCUAGAUUCUUAUAUGUACUGUAUGGAGUAAUAUUUUUUUCCUCACCAAGCAAACACAGAUGCUUGUAAAGAAAAGCGUGUUUUCAGAAGCCUACAACGACAUGUCUUUCAUCACCUUAUCUGUUCCUUAUUUUUCCAAUUUAUUUCAGAAUGUUUUCCUAUGAUGAGUCUCUUACUCUCUAUUGUCCUCUAAUCUAGGGUUGAUUUUACACUUUUGUCUAUUAACAUUUUUUGUUGAUUUUUAAAGGAAAAAGGUUCUGAUAAAAUUGUGUUCAAGGCAAUGGGAAGAGCAAUCAAUAAGACCGUGAUGAUUGUGGAGCUAAUUAAGGUGAAUGUUAUGUGAGCACUACACUUUUUAUGUUUUCUUCUAUGACGAACAUGCACGGAAUUAAAAUGCAUCUUCUGCCACAAUUUUGGUGUAACCACACAGAGGCGUAUCGCAGACCUUCACCAGAACACAGUUAUUGGAUCGAUUGAUGUGACUGAUACAUGGGAGCCUUUGGAGGAAGGCCUGCUUCCGUAAGAUAAAUUUCUAAUUGCCUUAAGCCGGGAAAGUUAUGAUAUAGUAGUGCUGUAAAGUGGCCUUUGUGCUGCCUCAUUUUUUGGUCGUUAAAUGAUUUCUGCGGCAAACUAAUUUGUUUUGUCUACAUGGGAUAGCCUUGAAACGACAAGGCAUGUGUCGAUUAUCACGAUAACGUUGUCAAAGAAGGAGUUGGAUACAUCGUCUGUUGGGUAAGUCUGCCCACCCCUUCUCUUUAUUCCAUCUUGUUUAGCCAUAAUAUUUUUGUUGUGUUUCAAGUAUCAUAGGUUUUAUACUAUUAAUCUUGUCGUCAUCUACUUUAGACAGGUCCACACAUCUGCGUGUGUUAGAGUUAAUAUCGAGAAACAAUAUAGUCAUACUCUUGAUGGCCGCUGACGUUCGAACUUCAAAUGGUCCUCAUCUAUGAUACAAAGCAAAUAACUUUGUGCAUGAAUGUAUUUCCACUUAAGGAAAUUAUUUUGUUUGACUACUCACAUCAUCUGCAUUUAAUUUUCUCGCCUGAAUGUUUGAUUACCGGAUGUAUGCUCUUAUUAAGUAAAUACAUAUCGCCAGAAAAAAAUGAAGUUUUAGUAUCCACAUAAUGUGAUGCUUGGCGUAAUGCCAGUAAGGUAUAAUUGUGCUAAUUUAUGAUUGCUUGACAUCAUAUUGGUGGUAAUCCGAGACUUAGAGGUCUGUAUAGAACAUCUUAUCUAAUCAAUUAACCAUGGUAACGCUUAACACUGUUCAAAUAGUGGUUUUCUAGAAGAGUAAACAAUGGGCUUUGUAUUAGCUUUAACUGACUAUAUACUGGAUUGGCUGCUUCUUGCCAGAAGAGAAAAUAAGGCUACUUUCUUUUCAAGCGUCCGCAAUAAUUAUUUGGCACCGACAUUUGACAGUAACUAAUGGACAUGUACUAAGCGGCUUAUUUAAUAAUCUUUUAGGACUAAAAGUUACCCAUCAGUUGCAGCUCCAGUAUGUAGAAUUGUCUUGAAAUGUUGUUUUUUUUUUUUUGGCAAACUCCAGUUUUGUCCUCAAUUUUUCUUAACUUUUGUAUUAAUCACUAUGUUUAACCAUAUCUAGAUUUAAAUGUUUAUACACAAGUAAGAAAUAGUUUUUUUUUUGGGUGGCCGGCCGCAAUUCUGGGAGUUAAUUCUUUCUUCGUUUGUUGACACUCGAGCAAUUAUCAGAUAUUUUCUUACCUUCUGGGCGCUGAUUUUUAGUUUUUAUGUCCUGUUGUGUGACAUCAUUAGAUAUAUGGAUGUUUUUGUAGAAUCGAUGAAAUAUGUUCAGGUUAGAUGUAAAAAGAAAAAUAAUUCAUUCCAAGAGAAACAGAAGAUUUGAAUGCGGGGGCAUCGCCAGAUUUUUCUCUUCGUUUUGUCAGGUCGUCUGAUUUUCGUGGCAGGUUAAUAGGGCGUAUCCUUUUUUAUGCUGGAUCAGUGAUUAAGGUAGGAUUUUGAAACGAUAGGACUUAAGUUUUUAUUUGAUGAGGCCUAAGUUAUGAUUACAUUCAUAAUUUUUUAAGAUGAGUUAUCCUUGCGACUUCUGAGUCGUGAAGCAGGUUAGCGAUUGGUGCUUUCUAGGUUUUAAGAUGAACCAUAAAUGGACAUUAUUUGAGGCUUUUAUGGAUCUUGGUAGUUUUUACAGAUGACACAUAUGCUUGUCUGUAUAUUCAUGUAAAUGUUAACUUUCUUCUGACAUUAUGAUUCCGUCAUUCAUACCUCCAGCUCAAAAAGUCUCGACACCUUUCUCACUCCCGCUCUUGUAAAUAUGUCGUCAUAACAUACUCAUUAUGAUCAUUGAGACAUGAAAUAAGAAGCCCAGCUUGUGUUUGUGAAGGAAUCUUCAUGGGGUGAUACUUUUGCCUAAAUUUCGGAAAGCAGAAAUUCAUUAAUCACGUUUUGUGUUCAAGCGACUAUCUUGUUGUUUUAAUGGUAUCGGUUAAUCGGCAUCAACAGGUACCAAUCUCCUCUGCCAGCUGAUCUGGUGAAGCCACACGCUGAAGUUGAAUACGAUGAAGGUUGUCUAUCAAUCCUGUUCAUCAUUUCUCUUUUAUUUCUCGCUAGAGAUUGUAUGCUAACGGUACAGCGAUCAUCCAGAGAACUCACCGGGCCCCCGAGGCAGAGACCAUGGUGGAAGAGGCAGGGGGAGAGGCAGAGGUGCUGGGAAUCCGUCCUUCCACUAUUCCGAACUAGAUAUAUUUUCUUGAGCACCUUCUGUAAUGGGCCCAUGUUUCAUCCUCAUGUUUCAGGAGAUGGUGACGUGAUCAAUGACUAUGGCAGGGGGGGAGGCAGAGGCGCUGGUAAUCCGUCCUUCCACUAUCCUGAACUAGAUAUGGGAUAUCUUGACGACAUUCUGCAAUUGGCCCAUGUUUUAUCUUAAUGUUUCAGGAGACGGUGACGCGAUCAACGACUAUGGCGAUGCGUCCUGGGAGAACAGGGGUCGUGGAUAUGGCAGGGGCGGCUGGAACCGCAGUAGAGGACGCAGCUUCCGAGGACGCGGCCGAGGUGGCUAUGGUGGCCCUGGAUAUUAUCAACCGGAGGGUGGUGACUACGAUGAAGCUCGUGCCCCUGCCCAGGGAAGAGGUAUCCGAUUCAGCCCAUAUUUUUCUCUUUCUUUCUUGCUGUUUUUGGAGGAAAUCCUACGAAUUUCCUGGUCGAGUAGAGCUUUCGUCUCUCCACUUUUUGAUUUUAUUAAAGGCAGCCCGACCGAUAUACCCACCUCUCAUAAAUAUGAAAAGCCUACGAAAUCCUACACGCAUCCACCACAAUACAUACCCACCUCUCAUAAAUAUGAAAAGCCUACGAAAAGCCUAUGAAAAGCCUCCGUUGCGUCCGGGGAGGAAUUGAUGUCCCGCAGGUGUUUCCGUGCUGACGAUUGAUCUCUGUGGUUGCAGGCCGAGCCCGCGGGCGAGGCCAGUUCCGAGGGCGGGGCCGCGAGUUCAGAUCGAGCAGGCCGGCAGCCCAAGGCGGCAGCGAGGAGACGUAA
Messenger RNA from Spirodela intermedia, 4139 nucleotides. The record is from the annotation of a GenBank genome assembly. NCBI's taxonomy places the organism in Eukaryota, Viridiplantae, Streptophyta, Magnoliopsida, Alismatales, Araceae.